AAAGGGCACCUGUUCUUUAAAGCUUCUUUCUGAUGGAGAUCAUGCGUAACAUAGAUUCAGACUUUUCAUAGAAACACCAAACAAUAUUAGAUUGAAAAAUGGUGCUUCAUCAAAAUGUGAAUGUUGGGCAAAGGGUAGAAGUGAAAGUUCACAACAGAAUAUACAGAGGAACAGUCAAAUAUAAAGGUGCUAUUAUUCACAAACCAGGAGAUUGGGUUGGAGUAUCAUUAGAAAAACCAGUUGAAGAUUUUAUGUUGACAGUUGGAGAUAAUGAUGGAAUGUUAAUGGGAAGAAGAUAUUUUCAGUGUAACAAUGGACAUGGAAUCUUCGUCAGAGCCAAUUGCAUCAGAUUUAUUCCUUUGACUAGAUGGACCUACAACAAAUACCACAAAGUAGCAGACAGAGCAGAGGUAGAUGAACCAUUAUUUUAUUCAUCUCCAAAAGCAGCUGAUCCAACAAUGAUAUCAGAGGACAUGGAAAGGAGGGUGAAGACAGGUGCUUCAUUUGGUGACAAUCCUUUCAGUAGAGCAAAGCGAUACCCUUUAACACAUUCAGUAGGAAAUCGUAUUCCAGCAGCAACAAUGACCAGAUCGAUGACUUCCUUGAGCUACACAACACGACCAAUACAUGCUGAAUAUGACAUUGAAGAUGAUUUUAUAUCAUACCCCUCAAUACCCAGAACUCACAUGCCGUACUCUGCACUACGGAAUCAAGUAAAACGAGGCUGGGAAGGGGCACACUAUGUAAGAGAAAUGUCUGUAGGAACAGGAAGAGACUCGAUGAAGUUUAGUCAAUGGAAUGAUGUUUCGCCAUAAUUUUAUUUUAGUUUAUAUUAUACUAUGGUGCACAGUAUUAUUUAAUUAAAAUUGGUUUUAAGUUUCUUCAACUCAGAAAUGUCAAGCCUAUGCUGCAUGCAUUUAGUAGUAAAAUUAAAUGAUAGUUUAGAUCAUGGAUAAAAUUCAAUUGAUUUAUGGAUUUGUGUAUGUGUUAUCCACAUUAAAAAGGUUAAAUUAUUAAUGUGACAAGAUUGCUCUUUUUCUAAAUCCUACCAAGCAUGCAAAAAGUAACAAUUUUAGAAAAAGUUUUAAAUAUACAAAUAUUGUUAAACCUGUGAGUUUUUCAUACACAGAAUAUCUUCUUCAAAUUAAGAAUUUACUCUUUUAUAUUCACCUGAGUCAAUUGACUAUUUGGAUUUUGAAAAAAAUAAGUAAAUAGAAUCAAAUGUACUUUAAAAUCAUGCACAGACUUGUUGACAUCUUUUGAAUUUAUGAGUCAACGUAUAUUGAUGAAUAUUAGGUUAAUUAGUCGGUUUUAAGUGCCACAAUGAUGUUGUAGGACUUGUUCUUAAAGUAUUUGCCCCCUAGUGAUUGCUGUAAUUGGGCAUUUGAAACAAUGUUAUGAAUGAUAUUCACCUGAAAACCUUUUGUUUAAAAGAUACCAUUGGCAUGUUAUAAAUUAAGGAAAAAAAUGUGUUAAAUGCAUCUCAAAAUCUGUAUGUAUAUUAUUUUGUUCUAAAUUUACUAUCCACAAAAUGUCAGCAGAGAUCAUAGGAAGUCAUUCAUAUUCUAAGUUUUAAUUUUUGGAAUGUUAUAAUUCACAAGUUAGAAACUUGUGGUUAUUCUCAUGAAUAAAUUGACUAUGUAUCAUAAAUUAAACAUUAUUUGUUUAAAGAAAAUAUUUUGCACUUUUAAAAAAACCUCCAGGGGCAAUUACUUGUCAUUCUAUAAAUUCAGGAAGUGUUUGUUAUUGUGAUUUUGUCAUUUUGGAUUACUGUAAAAUGCAAUUUUAGUUUUGCUCAAUUGAGAAAAAUCUUGUAUAAUUCAUAUGAAAAAAUUCAAAAUGCUAGUUUGAAUUAUUGUUAUUAUAAUAACCUUGUCUCAUUUUUCCAAAUAAUAAAAACAUCGCAAUGUUUUCUGAAUUUACAGUAACAUGAAAAAUAUCAACAGUGCAAUUCACUGCUAUAUCAGUAAAUAAAUAUGCAUCAAAGACAUUUAACAAAAUUUUAAUAAACAAAUCAUGAUAAAUGAUUAGCUGGACAAAAUAAAGACUUGAGGGUAAAUAGAGAAAUCCUUAAUUAAGUGCAAUUUCGAUUUUUUUUUUUUUUAAUACUGAAGAUGAAGAAUCAAAUGGUUUAAAUAGUAUAUUCAUGUUACAUUCUACUCAUCAAUUUAGCAUAAGACUAGUAUAAAGACAUAAAAUUAUUGAAACAUAAUAGUUGUCUAUAUAUACUACUAAAUUAAGAGACUAGUAUUUAUAUAAGCAAAAAAACUCAUGUUUACUUUUUUAACGAAUCGUUUAGGUGACAUUAUUCAAAGCUCACUGUUUUAUAUGAACAGUUAAAUAUCAUAUAAGGCUCACAUUUUGUACGAAAAGUUUUAGGUGACAUAAUUCAAGGCUCACAUUUUUAUAUGAAAAUUUUUAGGUGACAUUUUAUAUAGAUCACAUUUUUAUUGUAAGUAUGUUUUAUUUCAGUACAAUAUAUAUCCCAUUUAUUAUUCCUUACAAUUUAGUUAUGAUUUGUAUAUGAAUAUACACUCUACUAUAAAUUUCUGUGAUAAAAACCUUUAAUGAUAAGGUUGGAUACAUUAAGUAUUUCAUUAUUUCAUUAUUUGUUGUGGUAAACAUGCUUUGUAAAAAAUAAUUUUAAAAUGAAGAAAAAGAUACCCUUCAAUACCAAAGUUUGAAAUAUAUUGCACAAUGGGAAUUGAUUAUAUACAGAUAAAGUCAUACAUUUUUAUUUAAAUUUCAAUUUACACACAUUUGUGACAUACUAUCCUUAAACAUGUGGAACUUUGUUAUUAGAAUUAUGUUAUUUUUCAUAUGGCAUUUUCAUCAUUGUAUAUUUUUAUGGGGGAAAAGGGAGUGUAUGUCUUUCAGUUUUUGAAAUAACUGAGUUUGCAAUAUUUGUUUUAUGUACUAAGGUGGCAGAAAUAAGAUAAAACAAUUGCUGUGAUAAUUUGUUUUUGAUUUUUAUUGUUCAGUUUACUUUUCCAAUAUUGUCAAGUACUGUUUUUAAUUGUUGAAGUUUUCUGUAGUUUUUUUUUGGUCUUUUUGACAAUGAAUUUUAAUUUGGAAUUUUUUACCAAAUUUUUAAUUAUAUUAACUACUAUAAAUGAUUUAUUGAUGAAUUACACAUUUUGUAAAGAUAUUUUCAUGUGUGUUUUACAUGUUAUCUUGUAAAUUAUAUACCCUGAUUAGUAUAAGAUAAGUGUUUACCAUCACAACCUCCACAACGAUUUUUUGUUCUACCUAAAACAUAUCAAAGAUUAUCUCCUGAAAUCAAUUGAUGAAAUGCUUUUUUGUUAACAUAAUUCAAGAUGGGCACCAGUUACAUAAAGAAACAAAAAGAAAAAAGAAACAAGAAAGACUUUUAUCAGUGGCAGGAAAACUCUCACAAAAAUGGAAAUAGUGAUUAGUAAUUCAAAAGAUGGGGUAUAUGAUUAUAAAAGCAUGUUUUAUAUCCCCACUUUCUGAGUUGGUUGUAAACUAGAAUGACCUGGUCAGUGUGUAUGUUUGUCGGACCCUGUAAUAAUCUUAACAAUUGUUUCAGCUUCAGUGUUAAGGAAUGAUUUAAUAAUAAGUCAAAAACUUCCUGUUCUAUGAUACUUUGUUUUUAUAUAAGACCCAUUAAGGAAAGAAUGUUUGUCCAUGUCUUAAUUAGAAACUACAUAGUAUUAUUAUUUGCAUGACACACUUUUUUCACACUUUUAUUCAUGAUAACAGAAUUAGAAAACAUUUACUAAAUAUUUAUGAGCAUUAGAACUAUUUUUAUAGAAAUGUUUUAUUUUACACAUAUCUAGUAUUUUAGAACACCUGCUUCAAUUAUUUAUUUUUAGGAAAUAGUUUACAUUGUUACUGUAGUCAUUGUUAUAUUCUACUGAUGUUAUUUAUUUGUUUAUAAUAUUGCAUGUUUUAAUGUUC
Messenger RNA from Mytilus trossulus (common blue mussel), 3921 nucleotides. RefSeq names its product CAP-Gly domain-containing linker protein 2-like. The coding region runs from base 99 to 815 and encodes 238 amino acids. The record is from RefSeq and is a predicted model, not a curated record. The transcript has 7 exons. Lineage: Eukaryota; Metazoa; Mollusca; Bivalvia; Mytilida; Mytilidae. Gene Ontology annotation, cellular component: microtubule plus-end; kinetochore; nucleus. Gene Ontology annotation, biological process: cytoplasmic microtubule organization; nuclear migration; establishment of mitotic spindle orientation. Gene Ontology annotation, molecular function: microtubule plus-end binding.